GCGGCGGCGGAGACGCCAUUUUGCGAACGGCGAGCAGCGGCGGCGACGCGGAGAGGCGCAGCGGAGGUUUUCCUGGUUUCGGACCCCAGCGGCCGGAUGGUGAAAUCCUCCCUGCAGCGGAUCCUCAACAGCCACUGUUUCGCCAGAGAGAAGGAAGGGAAUAAACCCAGCGCCACCGUUCACCCCAGUCGCACCAUGCCGCUCAUCAGUCUGCACAGCCGCGGAGGCCGCAGCAGCGAGAGUUCCAGGGUCUCCCUUAACUGCUGUAGUAACCUGGGUCCAGGGCCUCAGUGGUGCUCCGAUGUCCCUCACCCACCCCUGAAGAUCCCAGGUGGGCGAGGGAAUAGUCAGAGGGAUCACAAUCUUUCAGCUAAUUUAUUUUACUCUGAUAAUAGGCUGAAUGUAACAGAGGAACUAACGUCUAAUAACAAGACGAGAAUUCUCAAUGUCCAGACCAGGCUCACAGAUGCCAAACACGUUAACUGGAGAGCAGUUCUGAGCAGCAGCUGCCUCUACAUCGAGAUCCCAGGCGGAGCUCUGCCAGAGGGGAGCAAAGACAGCUUUGCAGUUCUUCUCGAGUUUGCAGAGGAGCAGCUGCAUGCUGACCAUGUCUUCAUUUGCUUCCACAAGAACCGUGAUGACAGAGCCGCUCUGCUCCGCACCUUCAGCUUUAUGGGCUUUGAGAUUGUGAGACCGGGGCACCCCCUUGUCCCCAAGAGACCCGACGCUUGCUUCAUGGCCUACACAUUUGAGAGAGAGUCUUCUGAUGAGGACGAGUAGCAGCUGCACCACCUGCACCUCACCUUUGCCACCACUGACAGAUCAUCGCAGAUCGUAGCCCCUUUGUGUGUCUCGCUUUGUGCUGGUGGUGUGACCAACGGCUGCACUGGGGUGCAAAUGCCAGGCCUGCUCCCCUCUUCUGGGUUUUGUCCGCAUGUUGUAAUUGUGCAAAUAAAUGCUCACUCCAAAUUAGCGGUAUAUUUCUUGAAGUUUAAUAUUGUGUUUGUGAUACUGAAGUAUUUGCUUUAAUUCUAAAUAAAAGUUUAUAUUUUACUUUUUUAUUGCUGGUUUAAGGUGAUACAGAUUAUCCUUGUACUUCAAGCAGGAGUUUUCUUAUUUGAAGUUUUGGAAACAGUUUUAGGUCUUAACUUGGAAAGAUAGGUAUUAAUCGACCCUUCUAUUGCUUUGAAAAAAUCUGAAUAAAAAUGAUUACAUCUAA
Eptesicus fuscus (big brown bat) is the source of this 1219-nucleotide messenger RNA. RefSeq names its product ornithine decarboxylase antizyme 1 (gene OAZ1). Gene Ontology annotation, biological process: positive regulation of protein catabolic process. The record is from RefSeq and is a predicted model, not a curated record. Gene Ontology annotation, cellular component: nucleus; cytoplasm. Gene Ontology annotation, molecular function: ornithine decarboxylase inhibitor activity. NCBI's taxonomy places the organism in Eukaryota, Metazoa, Chordata, Mammalia, Chiroptera, Vespertilionidae.